Molecule: messenger RNA, 792 nt
Organism: Thlaspi arvense
Lineage: Eukaryota; Viridiplantae; Streptophyta; Magnoliopsida; Brassicales; Brassicaceae
Source: the annotation of a GenBank genome assembly
AUGGUGAAACCGGCGCUGGCCCUGGUGGUGGUGCUCAUGGCAAUAGUCAUGUCCUACUUGCAGAGGCUGGGCUUGGAGGGAGAGAUGAUCUACUCCAUUUUCAGGGCCUUUCUUCAGCUUUCCAUUAUCGGUUUUGUCCUGCAGUUCAUUUUCUCUCAGGAGAACUCUGCCUGGAUUCUCCUCGCUUAUCUGUUCAUGACAUUAAAUCCUGUUCCUAAUUUUCCCCUGCAGGUUUGUGUGGCGGGUUAUACGGCAGGUCAACGUGCCAAACACGUCCCACGUGGGAAGUAUGUCGCCGGAGCUUCCAUUCUCGCCGGAACAGCAGUGACCAUGCUCCUUCUAGUUGUGCUCAACGUUUUCCCAUUCACCCCUCGCUACAUCAUCCCCGUCGCAGGCAUGAUGGUGGGAAAUGCCAUGACCGUCACCGGAGUCACCAUGAAAAGACUCCGGGAUGAUAUCAAGAUCCAAAUGAACCUGGUAGAGACAGCACUGGCUUUAGGGGCGACUCCCCGUCAAGCGACGAUCCAGCAGGUGAAGAGGGCUCUGGUGAUCGCCCUGUCUCCCGUGGUGGACAAUGCCAAAACCGUGGGCCUCAUAUCGCUUCCCGGGGCGAUGACUGGGCUUAUAAUGGGAGGGGCUUCUCCUCUGGAGGCGAUUCAACUGCAGAUUGUGGUGAUGAACAUGCUGCUGGGGGCCUCAACAGUUAGCAGCAUCAUGUCAACCUAUCUCUGCUGGCCUGCUUUCUUCACCAAGGCCUACCAGUUGGAGACUAAGGUGUUCUCUUCUGAUUGA